AUGGCGGCGGAGCUGCAUCCGCGGAGCGGAAAGCUGAUCGGCCUGUCCAACUCGAACCGAACCGCCCGGCGCAACCAGCCUGUCCAGGAGUUUAACCACGGCCUGGUGCUCAGCAAGGAGCCGCUCAGGGACCGGGAUGUCUUCACUGUCCGCAUUGACAAGAAGGUGAAUUCGUGGAGCGGUUCCAUUGAAAUUGGCGUGACAGCACUGGACCCCGCAGCGCUGGACUUCCCCAGCAGCGCCACAGGCCUUAAGGGCGGCUCCUGGAUCGUAUCGGGCUGCUCGGUGCUCCGUGAUGGCCGCUCUGUCCUGGAGGAGUAUGGCCGCGACCUCGACCAGCUAGCUGAGGGCGACCGUGUAGGCAUUCAGCGCAGCUCCCAUGGGGAGCUCCACCUCUGGGUCAACGGGCAGGACUGUGGUGCGGCUGCCAGCGGCUUGCCACCCAAGCUGUGGGCAGUUGUGGAUUUGUAUGGCAAGUGCACUCAAGUAACGGUGGUGAGCUGUGAGCCGCCACCGCCCUCCGCAGAGAGAGAGAGAGAGACAAUAGAGCGGGACGAGGAGGAGGAAGAUGAGGAGGAUGAGGAGGAAGAAGUGGUAGUGUGCGGGGGUCGGGAGGACGUGGGAAUUGCGGCACUGAUGAAUGUGGCAGCAAUGAAUGGAAUGAUGAACGGAGAUGAAGUGCCUGAGCUUAGCUGCAGUCACAGCCGACCAGACAAGUUCCCCAACAACCUGGAGCCUGACACUGUUCUGACAGAGCACCAGCUUUUUGACGUGUUCAACAACGCAAUAGUUUCCUUUUAUCGCUCUGAAGAUGAGGGCGGAGGGGAAGAUGGCGGAGGUGGAGGUGGCGGAGGAACUGGAGGAGGCAGUGGCGGAGGGGGAAAUGCAUUACCCGACUCCUCCUCCAGAAACGAGAGAGGGAGCAGCAGCAGCGGAGGAGGUGCAGUUAACAGUGACAGUGGAACUGGGACAACAGGAGGAAGUGGAGGAGGAGGAGGAGGAGGUAGUAGUGGUGGUGGAGACAGUGGAAAUGCUAAUAACGGUCCUGCUGGUAAUGGAGGGGUGGGGCCAGGAGCCUUGACAGGUGGGAUGACCACCAAUGAUGCACUGCUGUUCCACGAGAAGUGUGGCACUCUGAUCAAACUGAGCAACAACAACAAGACGGCGGAGCGAAGGAGACCGCUGGAUGAGUUUAACAACGGCGUAGUGAUGACCAACCGGCCGCUCCGACACAAUGAGAUGUUUGAGAUCCGCAUUGAUAAGCUGGUGGACAAAUGGUCAGGCUCGAUAGAAAUCGGCGUGACCACACACAACCCUAACAACUUGGAUUAUCCUGCAACUAUGACUAAUCUGCGCUCAGGUACAAUCAUGAUGAGUGGCUGCGGGAUAUUAACCAACGGGAAAGGAACCCGCAGGGAAUACUGUGAAUUCAGCCUUGAUGAACUUCAGGAGGGAGAUCACAUAGGGUUGAUGCGCAAAGCCAGUGGAGCACUCCAUUUCUACAUCAAUGGCAUCGAUCAAGGUGUUGCAGCAGCCCAGACCCCCGGCGUGGUCUACGGCGUGGUCGACCUCUACGGCAUGGCUGUCAAGGUCACCAUAGUCCACAACCACAACCACAGCGACCGCCUCAGACGCAACAAUGCAAUCAUGAGGGCUCUGUCCCCCGACGUUGGCCGACCCCGGCCGGCCCUCUCCCUCACUCCAGACUCUGACGGGCCUGACCGCCUGCUCUUUCACCCCAACUGUGGCCAGAAGGCCGCCAUCAUCAGCGAUGGCAGGACGGCGCUGCGGCCACAUGCCACUGAUGACUUCAACCACGGCGUGGUCCUGAGCAGCCGGCCGCUACGCUCCAACGAGGUGUUCCAGGUUCGCAUUGACAAGAUGGUGGACAAGUGGGCGGGUUCCAUAGAAAUUGGUGUCACAACGCACAACCCCGCCUACCUGCAGCUGCCCUCCACCAUGACAAACUUGCGCUCAGGGACUUGGAUGAUGACAGGGAAUGGUGUGAUGCACAACGGCACAACAAUACUGGAUGAGUACGGACACAACCUGGAUCGACUCAAAGCAGGAGACACAGUUGGUGUGGUGCGGAAAGAAGAUGGCAGCCUCCAUUUCUUUGUGAACGGUGUAGCGCAGGGCCCGGCAGCCUGGAAUGUCCCCCCGAGUGUCUAUGCUGUAGUCGACCUCUACGGCCAGGCAGCUCAGGCCACCAUCAUGGACGACAUGGUGGACCUUCCCCCUCUUCCAGAGGACAGCACAGAGGGCCCCACAGCCAUUUCCCCUGGGAGCCCCUGCUCAGUAGCAGGGGCCACCACAACCACUGACCUGCGUUUUCACCAGCUACACGGCACCAAUGCUGUCAUCACCAAUGGUGGGCGCACCGCCCUGCGUCAGAACUGUCGCAGCGAGUUCAACGACGCUAUUGUCAUUUCCAACAGGUGCCUUCGGGAUGGAGAGCUGUUUGAAAUCGUUAUUCAGAAGAUGGUGGACCGCUGGUCAGGUUCAAUAGAAGCAGGUGUGACAGCCAUCAGGCCAGAGGAGCUUGAGUUUCCAAACACCAUGACUGAUAUUGAUUAUGACACCUGGAUGCUAAGUGGAACAGCCAUCAUGCAAGAUGGCAACACAAUGCGCAACAACUAUGGCUGCGAUCUGGACUCCCUGACCACAGGCUCGCGGAUCGGCAUGAUGCGCUCAGCCAGCGGCGACCUCCACUAUUAUAUCAAUGGCGUGGAUCAAGGCGUGGCCUGCUCCGGUCUGCCACCAGAGGUGUAUGCUGUUAUCGACCUGUACGGUCAGUGCGUUCAGGUGUCCAUCACCAGCUCCUCAGGUCCACUGGACAACAGUCUCUGUACCAGCAACAUCACUGAGAAGAGCUUCCCCAUCCACUCACCAGUAGCAGGUGUUGCCCAUCGGCUCCACAGUAAACACGGCAAGAACGUGGUGCUGCUCGGUGAGGGUUGCCAGGCUGUCAGAGUCGGUGGUUACGCGCAUGGCAUUGUGUUCAGCGCAAAGGAGCUCAAAGCAGAUGAGCUGUUUGAGGUGAGGAUUGAUGAAGUGGAUGAGCAGUGGUGCGGUUCGCUGCAUAUCGGUCUGACCACACUGGCACCUCCGGAGUUGCCGUCUUGCCCCCUGUCAGGUCUCUCCCCCUCCCUCCCACAGCUCCGCACCAAGGUCACCUGGCUGCUCUGCGGCUGCGAAGUCCGUCGCAACGGAGUGCUGCAGCGGCAGAACUAUGGCUGCUCACUGGACCGGCUGAUGGUUGGGAACCGUGUGGGUGUUAAGAGGUGCAAUGAUGACACCAUGCACAUCUUCAUUGAUGGAGAAGACAUGGGACCUGCUGCUACCGCGGUAGCCAAGAAUGUGUAUGCAGUUUUGGACCUGUACGGACGUAUAACAGCGGUGUCCAUCGUCAGCUCCUCACUGAUGGAGGACAUGGAGAGUGUCAAGGCGCCUUCGCUCUCCUCAGACAGCUGCAGUGAAGGAGAGGAGGACAGCACCCCUGUCAGAGAGGUUGAGAGUGAGCCAUGUGCACUGGUGCCCACGGUGAUGGCCUUCCUGGAAAACCAUGGCAAAAACAUCCAGCUGUCCAACCAGAAUCUGACAGCAGCCAGAGUGUCGAGCUACAACCAGGGCCUGCUGGUCACCGCCCAGCCGCUGGCUCGUCAGCAGCUGUUUCAGUUUCAGAUCGACCGUCUGAACCCAUCAUGGACGUCGUCGUUGUCGUUAGGAGUGAUAGGCCACUCCCCCGACCGACUCAACUUCCCCUCCACAGCGUGCUGCCUGAAACGCUCCGCCUGGCUGCUGCAGCGAGACUCUGUCUUCCACAACUCCCUGAAGAUAUGUGAGAACUACGGUCCUAACCUAGAUACUUGCCCUGAGGGGACGGUGUUAGGUCUGCUGGUGGACGCUAACAGCUGUCUCCACCUCUAUGUCAACGGCAUGGAUCAGGGUGUGGCGGCGCAGGACAUCCCUUCGCCCUGCUACCCAUUCAUCGACCUCUACGGCCAGUGUGAACAGGUUACUAUCGUGACAAACAACGUGCCAGCUGUGGGAGGAGAGAGUGGCGAGACCCGCUGUCAGGGCGACAUGGAGAAGGCCGACAUGGUUGACGGAAUCAAAGAGAGUGUGUGCUGGACGCCCCCUCCAGAGGUCAACCCCAACAAGACCUGUGAGUACCAGGCGCUGUGCUCACGCUUCAAGGAGCUGCUGACGUUACCUGAUGGUUAUUUCAAUGAAGACGCUAAGUACAACCUGUGCUACUGUGAGUCCUGCCACAAGCUUCGGGGUGACGAGGCUUAUUACAAAAGAGGAGAGCCACCCCGUGACUACGCCCUGCCCUUUGGCUGGUGCCGCUUCGCCCUCAGGAUCAAGUCCCACUGUGAGGUUUCUAACGCAUUGAAGAAGUGGCACAUUGCGUACCACGGCACCAGUGUAGGAGCGCUGCGACGCACACUGGACCACAGCCAGCUCCUGCCUGGGACGUCGUCCAUCUUCUCCGUCUCGCCGGUGAAGGCGGAGGGGCCCAAUGGCUACACCGAGCCGGAGGAAAACAGUGCUCCUGGCAGGGAGGUUCCCAGAGUGCGGCUCUCCCCCACCAUGCGUUACUCUGGCUUGGAGAUCUUUGCUCCCAAAGUGCAAUUUCGGGACCCCCGUUCUCAUCGCUCCCACCAGGCUCAGGUGGGAUUCCAGGUGUGUGUGCGUCCGGGCUCCUACAAGGUUGGACCUCAGACACUCGGCCACAGCGAGCCCCUGGAUCCUCGCUUCAGCAACUCAGAAAUCGAGUGGAUAACCAAGGAGCAGGGCGGCACACUCCUUUACGGACUGCUCAUUCGGGUCGAAUGAACGGAGCAACGACGGAGGCAUUCGGGUGGAAGUGGGGAGGGGCUCUGCGCGGCACUCCUCGUACUUUUAAUAAACUGACAACCAAAUCCAACCCCUGCCUUGAGCAAGAGACUCCUCUGGAAUCCAGCUGUUCCUACUGUGGAUUGUUGACAAUUCAGCAUUUUUGAUUUUGUUUUUUUGUUUUUUGUUUUUUUUUCGUCAGUUUUUGGUUGUUUGCUCUCGGACUUUUUUAUUGGCCGGGGGCUACGGCGGUUUCAAAGAACAGACACUGCCUGCACUUUAUGUUUCGGACACUCGUGGGCGAUUUUUAAACUAACUUCUCAUCGACACGACAUGUUUGUUCAUUCGCUGAAGUUCUUUUUUUUUUGCCACAUUUUUGUUCUUCCCAUCCACUUAUUUUCUUCCACUCUCACAAAUAGCUACACUUUUUUUUUUUGGCACUUAUUUUAACACCUUAUCACCUUUGCUGUGGUUGGUGUUUCAUUUUGGGAGGAGCUACUUCCUGCCAAUCUGCACGUUAACGAAAAAAAAAAAAACAGAAACAUGGGUCAAAAAAACAAAGAGUGACGAUGUUUUCAGAAAAAUAUAUAUAGAAAAAAAAAAACAAGAGAGACACUUGAGAAUGAACCCAAGAGUGUCAUGUGAUUGUGACUUCUGCAGAAGGAGGGGAUUUUAAAACUGGAGGAGGGGGGGCAAAAAAAACAAAAAAGAAAAAAAGAUGUUUACACAUGCACCACUAUAUGUUGCUGUCCUCUUCAUGUCUCUCCACAUUAGCAGUCUGGCUUUUUUUUUUUUUUCUGUUCUGACCCAGCAUCAUUUCUGACUCCUCAUCAAAUGGAAAGUUUAAAAUGUGGAGAAAACUGGAGCGUUAAGACAGAACAUCGACUUCUGAAAGAUCAAACUGCACCUUUUUUGGGAACUUAAAAUAGUGCCAGAUGAUGAAUGAUUAAUUAUGUUCCAGCCUUACAACUUGUGUGUGUUACAAGUUAUAGGAUGCAUCACUAAAUAUUUAAAAAGGGGGGGUGUGUGUGAUAUACAGGAUGUACUGUUUUUGGCUACAGGAAGAUUAUUUGCUCUUACCUCUGUAUAAUAAAUAUGAAGCUACAGCUAGCGCCCAGAUGGUUCCCACGGAAAAGUUCUUAUUUUUUAACUCGCGACAGACUAGGACAAGCCACAGAGAGGUGACACCCAUGCCUUAUAUUAACAAUAUUUUUUACUUUUACCAGGAACAAAAGGAUGAAAACUAGCACCGAGCAGCGUGCAGCUACUUCCCGUUUCUAUGGGGACCAUCUGGCAAUUUAAGCAGGCGGCUAGCUUAGCAUAAGCUGGACACAAAAACACACCUGUCAGCACUUCUAAAAUACAAAUCAGCAUGUUUUUUUUCCCUACUCUGGAUGUAAACAGUUCACUGGUUGCAUCCUGAGUGAUUAUUAAACAGGGAAGUGCUCAUAAUUUUGGCCAAAACACAGGAAGUAGUGCAACAAUACUUGUGAAACUGUGACGAGUCCUUUUUAAACCUCUGUUUUUUGUAUGAAUUACUUAACUUAAAUGAUUGAGCUUUAGGAAAAGAGGCUUUUAACAGUCAUGAAGUAAAAAGUAUUUCCCCAACUGUUGUUUUUAAAGGUGGAUACAAGUGGUUUUCCAUAUCACCCCGUCACCGUUUACGCCUCCACCCCCAUCCAUCCAUCCAUCCAUCCAUCUAUACAUCCGUCAUGUCUCACACUGUUUACCCGGCAGGACCUCCCAACAGUCUGCAAGGAGUUAAGCAUUAAGUUUAGCCAUCCCUACUAGUGUUUACAUGUGAAUGUUAUUAAUUAGGGCUCGGCAGUUCUUUUACUCCCAAUAAUUGAUUUACACUUGUCAAAUGUUUAUACGAGGGUUUUAUCUGAUCCGGAAAAAAAACAUCCACGCGAUUGAUUGUAUGUGAGCAGCUUUACAUCGGUCUCAAUCCUGUUGCCAAUUUGCUAAAUCUCCUGCGGAAUUCAAAAACGAACAGAAGCUCAGUCACCGUGUAAGAGCAGCUGACUGAUAGGCGAUCUAACGGGGGUUUAGCAGAGAAGAAGAAGAAGAAGGAAAAAAAAAAAACAACUUCCAAUGAAAAAUGUGAAAAAGUACUAUUAUAUGGGUUAUUUACAGCCCAGUGCUGCUUUGUACAUUUUAAUUUGUAUUUUUCUUUUUUGUUUUCUGUAUGUUGCGUUGUAUAGGCUGUUACAUAACAAAUCAUAUCUUCCUGAUUUAUAAAAAAUACAAAUAAACUGACUGACAGUAUGCACACAAGA
Messenger RNA from Stegastes partitus (bicolor damselfish), 7121 nucleotides. RefSeq names its product neuralized E3 ubiquitin protein ligase 4 (gene neurl4). The coding region runs from base 1 to 4842 and encodes 1613 amino acids. The transcript has 29 exons. NCBI's taxonomy places the organism in Eukaryota, Metazoa, Chordata, Actinopteri, Pomacentridae. The record is from RefSeq and is a predicted model, not a curated record. Gene Ontology annotation, molecular function: ubiquitin protein ligase activity.